Messenger RNA from Hypomesus transpacificus, 1119 nucleotides. RefSeq names its product teneurin-2-like. Bases 1 to 1119 code for a protein of 372 amino acids. NCBI's taxonomy places the organism in Eukaryota, Metazoa, Chordata, Actinopteri, Osmeriformes, Osmeridae. Gene Ontology annotation, cellular component: neuron projection. Gene Ontology annotation, molecular function: protein homodimerization activity; cell adhesion molecule binding; protein heterodimerization activity. The record is from RefSeq and is a predicted model, not a curated record. Gene Ontology annotation, biological process: heterophilic cell-cell adhesion; neuron development. The transcript has 4 exons.
AUGGAGGUGACGGGUGGCGAGGAGUACUAUAUCGCCUCAGACAACACGGGCACGCCGCUCGCCAUCUUCAGCAGUAACGGCCAGAUGGUAAAGCAGCUGCAGUACACGGCAUACGGGGAGCUGUUCCACGAUUCCAACCCGGACUUCCCCCUGGUCAUCGGUUUCCAUGGCGGCCUGUACGACCCACUCACCAAGCUGGUCCACUUCUCCCACCGGGACUACGAUGUGCUGGCGGGCCGCUGGACCGCCCCCGACCACGCCCUUCUGCCCAAGGUUGGCCGAGACCCUGCCCCCUUCAACCUGUACAUGUUUAAGAACAAAAACCCGCUCAGUGACCCAGCGGACAUGCACAGCUACGUCACGGAUGUGAAGAGCUGGCUGGUGAUGUUCGGGUUUCAGCUGAGCAACAUCAUCCCAGGGUUCCCACGGCAACCGCUCUACUUCUCCGACCCUCCCUACGAGCUGCUGGCCACCCAGCAUGAGACCAUACAGGCCCAGACGGGGGUCCAGUAUGCUGCAGAGCGUCUCAACCAGGCCUUCAUGGCGUUGGAGGGCCGUGUUCUGGAGAAGCAGCUCUCCUCCGGCAGAGACAAGCCUGGGUUCAGCUUCGGCUCCCGGGCCCCCGCCAUCAUAGGGCAGGGCCAGCAGCUGGCCAUCCGAGAGGGUCACGUGAAUGCGGCUGUGUCGGCACUGGCGGGGGAGGACGGCCGCAAGCUGGCGCAGGUGCUCAACGGCGCCCUCUACCUGCAAGGGCUACACUACACACUGGAUGGACGUGACUGCCACCAUUUGGUGAAGUUGGGCGCGUCAGAGGGAGACUUGCAAGCGCUGGGGCUGAGCGGCGGCCGCAAGACGCUGGACAAUGGCGUCAACGUGACGGUGAGCGGCCGCUCCCGACGUGGCGUCACCGUGGAGAUCCACACGCCGGCCAUGUCACUAAGCGUGCGUUAUGGGCUGGCAGGGGAGGUGCUGGAGAAGGAGCGUGCACGCCUCCUGGAGGCUGCCCACCAGAGGGCGCUGGCGGGGGCAUGGGGGAGGGAGCAGACGCAGUACCCUGAGCUGGCAGACAGCAGCAGCAACAUCCAGUUCCUCAGGCAGAACGAGAUGGGCAGGAGGUAA